UUUUGGAAAAAAAAACAAGUUCUCCAUUCAUGGGACUGAAAAUAACAGCUAAGAAUGGCUCCAACACUUGAGGUGCGUCAACAGCAAUCUUAAAAUUUUCUUUACCAUGUUUCUCCACUCUUGUAAUUGACCACUUCCGGUCUCCAAAGAGCAACAUAAAUUUCAGUAAGCAUGUUCUUAUUUGGUCCUUUUCCUCUUUCAUUUCCCUGAGGUUCCAAUUUCUUUUACUAUUUUCUUUUUGUCUUUUUGGAGUGCAAGGAUGAUGUGUGUGUUGAUUGUUUUCCUCCAUGUGUGGGCUGGAUUGAGUUUUUAGAGGGUCAGAGACAAAUACCUUAGAAAAUGAGUUGGAUUCAUUCUCAAAUCUGCCAUAGUAGUGAUGCUAUCAACAACCCCACUAGUAUUUCCCCAUCUUCUUGUUCUUCUACUGCACCAUUGUCUUACAGUUCUGAGUACAAGAAACAACUACCCCCUCCUCUAUCUUCUUCAUCUGGCACUAGAAUAAGCCCUGCAAUUGUUUUCAUCUUUGUCAUUCUAGCUAUUGUGUUUUUCAUCUCUGGUCUCCUUCACUUGCUUGUUAGAUUCCUUAUAAGGCACAUGUCCUCUUCGUCAAUUUCCCAGUCCAAUAGGUACCCUGACAUGUCGGAAUCUGAUCCUUACCAGAGGCAGUUACAGCAGCUCUUCCAUCUCCAUGAUUCAGGCCUAGAUCAGGCCUUCAUAGAUGCUCUCCCAGUUUUCCUGUACAAAGACAUAAUAGGUUUGAAGGAGCCUUUUGAUUGUGCAGUGUGCCUUUGCCAGUUCUCAGAACAGGACAUGCUGAGGUUGUUGCCCCUUUGCAACCAUGCUUUUCACAUUGAUUGCAUAGACACAUGGCUGCUCUCAAAUUCAACCUGCCCUCUCUGCCGAGGGAGUCUUUAUGAGCCAGGCUUUGCCUUUGAAAACCCAGUUUAUGAGUUUGAGGGUCUGAGGGAGGAAGAUGGGGUUUCAGGCAGUGUUGCUGCAGAGGCUGGUUCCUUCAACAAACAUGCAGAAAAUCACAUAAUGAGUGGGAAAAGGGUGUUUUCUGUGAGGCUUGGGAAGUUUAGAAGCUCAAAUAAUGGAGAGGGGGUAGAAAGAGGAGGAGGAGGGGAGAGCAGUACAAGUAACUUGGAUGUUAGAAGAUGCUAUUCAAUGGGGUCCUUCCAAUAUGUUGUUGCUGAUUCAGAUUUGCAAGUGGCUUUGUGCCCCAAUAGAGGUGAUGGUGGAGGUGUCAGUGGUGGCAGUGUGAGACAAUUCAAAGGUAGAUUGGACCAUUGUGGGAAUUCUUCCACUGAAGGGGAUGUUGAGGGCAAAAAAAUCAACAUUGCAAGGAAAGGUGAAAGCUUUUCUGUUUCCAAGAUCUGGCAAUGGUCUAGGAAGGACAAGGUAUCAAGUUCACCACAAAACCAUUUGGGUGGUUCUUAUGUCAGUGCAGCUUUGCCAUGGAUGAAUAGAGCUCAAGGUACAUGAAGCUACUCAGUAUUUUGGGAUUCUUACACAUUUUCAAAUGAGUCCUCUUUUGAUCUCCUUUUCCAUUUUUUUUUAAUUUUCAUACUUCUGAUUUUUCAUUUUUAUUGGUAAAAUACUUGUAAAUUAUGCCAUAAACAUUCAAUCAAGAAUUACCCUUUAAAUAAGAAUCAUUCUUGAGUGUGUAAGGAAAAGCAUUCCUUUUAUACAAAGUUGCAUUCCUGUAAUAUGUUUUUACCUUCUCUUGUAAUUUUCCAUAAUGAUUAUCAGAAACAUCAAUGUUUUUUUUA
This is a messenger RNA of Vigna angularis (adzuki bean), 1772 nucleotides long. RefSeq names its product RING-H2 finger protein ATL47. Bases 340 to 1485 code for a protein of 381 amino acids. NCBI's taxonomy places the organism in Eukaryota, Viridiplantae, Streptophyta, Magnoliopsida, Fabales, Fabaceae. The record is from RefSeq and is a predicted model, not a curated record. The transcript has a single exon.